ACCGCAUUUGACUUCACUUCACCAAACGCACAACAAUAUCGGUCAUGUCCAACUUCAUUUCCGGAAUAAAUGCCCGCUUCCGAGGCUCCUCGGGCCGUACCGAGAGGAGUCCCGGCCCGGCUGAGGGACCCCUCCUGCCGCCUCCCGCAUCCUCAUCACCAGCGGCAACGCCUACGCCUGCAGGCGCUGUUGCAUCGGGGCCCCUGCCUUUUGAUGGACCUGUGUCCAGCUGGCCACGGCCUCUGCCUGCCUGGCUGAGUCGCGCUUGUGCGAAGCACAUUGUCAAGGGUAAUUUCAUGACGCUCAGCGCGAGGCCCAAGACAGUUGACCAGGGCGAGUGGAUAGCUCAUCAGGUUGUCGAGCACUAUAGGGUGCUGUGGAACUUUGUACGCGUGGUGGUUGAGAAGGAUGAGGAUGGCACAUCAAUUUGCAACCGUCAAAGCUGCCCCAAAAUGUCAGCUGGAAGCAGCACCUCAUACACCUGGCUGAACAGCCGUCACGAGCCAGUUGAGCUACCUGCAUACGAGUAUAUGACACUUAUGCAGCGCUGGAUCUCAGGCAAGAUUGAUGACACAAACCUCUUCCCGUCAGACCCAGCUGGUGUGUCCUCAGCACCCUAUGCUGAUGCUGCCAACCCCGAGGCCAAUGGUGCCGACGAAUACAUUGGAAAGCGGAGUGGGUUCCCGAAAGAGUUCCCUGGCAUCUGCCGCACCAUCUUCCUACAGAUGUUCCGCGUCUACGCUCAUCUGUACUGGGACCACUUCCUCGACCCAUUCUAUCAGCUGAACCUGGAGAAGCAACUCAACAGCUGCUUCAGUCACUUUGUCUUGACGGCAACGACGCUGGACCUGCUGAGGCCGGAGGAUCUCGAGCCUAUGAAGCCACUCGUGGACAUGUGGGCUGCUGACGGCACGCUACCGCCGGAAAGCAAGGCUUAUGGGUUUGCAGACUUGAAGCAGGGCAAGGAGCUCGUGGACCUCAGUGCUGCUGCAGCAUAAUUCUGCGGGUUUGGAAACUGAUUGCGGACGUGGUGCAUUUGCAGGGCCGGCAGGAGCGGCAGACUAGCUUGGAUACCUCUAAACCACCACAUAGAACCCACUCCUCGCAUCGACAAUGGGCUGAAGCCAUGUGAUGGCUCGCAACUGCGCCGAAAGAGACGGAGGCUGUGAGCAUUCCGAGCUCUCCGUGGAGGAGCCUGGCAUGGUAUGCUCGUGAGACACCAGGGCCUCUGGCAAAUACUCCGUUGUUGCCGGCUAGAACAGCAGAAAAUCAAACAAUGUCUACACAAACCUACGUGAAGCUAGGUUGGGAACUCGUCCUUGAUACAAAACGUCAAUACGAAGAUACGCCAAUAUUUCCUGGGUUUAACA
This is a messenger RNA of Emericellopsis atlantica, 1370 nucleotides long. Its product is annotated as Mob1/phocein. The transcript is spliced from 3 exons. Bases 45 to 998 code for a protein of 317 amino acids. Gene Ontology annotation, cellular component: nucleus; cytoplasm. NCBI's taxonomy places the organism in Eukaryota, Fungi, Ascomycota, Sordariomycetes, Hypocreales, Bionectriaceae. The record is from RefSeq and is a predicted model, not a curated record. Gene Ontology annotation, biological process: cell division; positive regulation of protein phosphorylation; signal transduction. Gene Ontology annotation, molecular function: protein kinase activator activity.